Pleurotus ostreatus (oyster mushroom) is the source of this 714-nucleotide messenger RNA. RefSeq lists its product as uncharacterized. Bases 1 to 714 code for a protein of 237 amino acids. The transcript has 6 exons. The record is from RefSeq and is a predicted model, not a curated record. NCBI's taxonomy places the organism in Eukaryota, Fungi, Basidiomycota, Agaricomycetes, Agaricales, Pleurotaceae.
AUGAAGUUCACUCUUGCCCUCUUGGCCUCACUGGCGGCGGUCGCCAAUGCUCACUUCACCCUCCAGUACAUCUGGGUCAACGGGGUUGAUCAAGGCCUGAACACAGGCCUGCGCAUUCCCCCCAACAACAACCCUGUCACCGAUGUUACCUCCAAGGACUUGACCUGCAACGUCAACGGCCUUUCUGGUGCAGGUGUCUCCACCGUUUCCAUCCCCGCAGGUGCCAAUAUCACCUUUGAAUGGCACCAACACGCUCAACGAACUGGGGAGGAUGCUAUUUCUGGUGGCCACAAAGCUCCCGUUCUCGUCUACAUUGCCAAAGCACCUUCAACAGCUGCGGACUUCGACGGACAAGGUGUCGUCUGGACGAAGCUGUACCAGUCCGGCCUCUUGAACCCGUCCACCCAGGAGUGGGCCAGCGACGUCGUGAAUGCCAACAACGGCAAGCACAGCGUUGUUAUACCAUCUUCCCUCCCAGCCGGAGAAUAUCUCCUUCGCGCGGAGAUGAUUGCCCUUCACGUCGCACAGUCAUACCCUGGUGCCCAGUUCUACAUCGGCUGCGCCCAAGUUAAGAUUUCCAGUGGAGGAAGUGCCAGUCCACCCAAGAUUGCUCUCCCUGGUGCCUACUCCCCAUCAGACCCCGGCGUUACCGUCAACAUCUACAACAACCUCCAGAGCUACACCUUCCCAGGUGGCCCCGUUUGGUCUGGUUGA